AUGAAAAACACCCACAGUCCUGAAGUCCCAAGGAUUCUCCAGAGAAAGCUAGAAGGAAAGAUAUUCGCUCUAAGAAUAAAUAAAAGAAAGAAUAAGGAGCCUCUUUGGAUGUGCGAGUACUGCAGAAGCAGGUCCACUGGAGCUGCCCGCAGAAAACAGAAGCUCCCAGCCCAGCUUUUUUUCCAGAACAAAAUAGCCUUGCAUUCAACUGUGCUGAUCCCCAAAGGCACAUAA
This is a messenger RNA of Encephalitozoon cuniculi GB-M1, 234 nucleotides long. RefSeq lists its product as uncharacterized. The transcript has a single exon. NCBI's taxonomy places the organism in Eukaryota, Fungi, Microsporidia, Unikaryonidae. The coding region runs from base 1 to 234 and encodes 77 amino acids. The record is from RefSeq and is marked provisional.